AUGAACACAACAUAUACCAUUGAUGGUUUAACCUCUGAUGUAGAAUAUACAAUUUCCAUGGUAACUGUCAGUGGAUCUGGUGCGCUGGCAAAAUUCAGCACUGCUGUGACAACAACAGCUACACCAGUUGACUUUGUUCUCACUAUAUCUGGAGUCUCUGGAAGCUUUAUGCUUGUGACAUGGGAGGAUCCACCUGGAAGCUACGAUUCAACAAAAAUAACAUAUGCUGAUGAAAGUGAUCCAACAAAUGAACUUGACGCAGUAUCAGUCGGUGGAAACCAAGCAUUUGCAUCAGGUCUCUCUCCUGGGACUGCUUAUAUAGUGACACUGUAUACAGUGAGUGGGGGAAAUGAAAAUGCUGUUGUCAUCCAAAAACAAUAUACAAAGCCAAAUCCAGUUACAUCACACUCAAUUGUGGCAGUGGGUGAGAACACUAUGACGAUAUCCUGGUCUGAUCCAGUUGGUGGUAAUGAAUAUUACAGAGUUUCCUAUGCACCAGAUAAUGGCUUUACACCAGAAUUCAGUGACGUUGUUGAUGGUAGUAAUACAUUUAAGUUUGAAGGUCUUGACCCUGGUACUGACUACACCAUCACUAUAGUAACUGUUGCUGGGAAUCAAGAGAGUGAGGGUUAUGGAUUCACUCAGACUACAUUGCCUGGAACACCUGGAGGAAUUAACAUCAAAUCUGUGAAUGACACCAGCAUACGAAUAUCAUUCAAUGAAUACCCGCAGGCAACAAACUACCUUGUCUCAAUAUCACCACCAGAUGCAUCUUCUGAGGUUUACACUAGCACUGACAUUCGACAGCACACAUUCACAGGAUUGAUACCAGGACGUGAAUACACGGUAAUUGUUUCUACUCAAGCUCCUGACAACCCGGAGGAUCAGACCAAGACUGUUAGAACAAAACUCGGCAUGCCCGGUGAGAUCACGUAUGACCAAGACAACAUUACACCCAACAUUGUAGUGUUUUCGUGGGUUGCCGCAGAUGGCGACGUUGAGUACUACGACGUAUCAAUAGUAUCACAGGACGGUUCAAUAAGUUAUAGUAAAACUGUAAACCCAACUACAGAGGGCACUACAGCUUCAUUCUCUGGUCUCGCACCAGAAACUACAUAUACUAUUAGUGUUGUCACAGCUGCUGGUUCCGGCGAUAGCAAAGUAGUCAGUGACCCCCAGACAAUUCAGAUCAACACCUUACCCACUGUAUUAACAGUAUCGCAGCCGAUUGGGGAGACGUACUUACUGCUGCAAUGGUCACCUAUUGUGGGUGAUUUUGAUGAAUAUAAAUUAAGUUAUUCUCCGCCAGGUGGAGAUCCCGAUUCCCCAUUUACAGUGUCCAAAACGACACCGAUUCAAUUAAUAAAUAACCUCAAUCCAGGCGAGGCAUAUCUUAUUACACUGUAUACUGUUGCCAGUGAUGGAACCGAAUUGGAGAGAGGCUCUAUAGAGCAACGAACAAAACCACAGCCGCCAUCAUCGAUCACAAUAGACAGUAUAUCAGAGACCACCUCCAAAGUCAUUUGGACUGGACCGGCUUUGUCCAGCAAUGUUUUUGAUAAAUACUUGCUCACAUACUCUCCUGUCAACGGGCUAACUCAGUCACCAAUGGAAGUACCGUCUGACAUCUCUGAAGUUGUGUUAGAAGGAUUAACACCCGCAACAAUUUAUACUGUGACAGUGCAGACCAUUAGCGGGACUUUACAAAGUUCUGUCAAACAGGAAGUGUUCACAACAAUAGCUAGUAGUAGUUUCACCGGGUACAUCAUAGAAGUCACUGAAACAACUCUUUGGAUAAAAUGGAGUCCAGACAUAGAUGCAACCGGUUACCAGAUAAGAGUAAUUGGUACAAACUCUAUUUUGCUGGAAUCUGGUGAUUUGAGCUCUACUACAAAGUCCUACACAUUUACUGGUUUGGAUUCUGGAAUACGUUAUUCUAUUUUCCUGUCAGCAGUAGGCGGAAGUACAAUUACACUCUAUCAAUACACAAAACCCAAUGUACCUGGUGCGGUGACGGCCGGUACUCCGACCUCAAACAGUGUAACCAUUGUAUGGAGUGAGCCAGAUGGAGCCUUUGAAGGCUAUGAAGUAACCGUAACUAAGACUGACGACGGCUCAGCAAUCCUAGACCAGUUUGCUAUUAAUACAGAAACUACAUCAUUACAGUUAACGGAAUUGUUACCAGAAACUGAGUAUUUGGUGGAAGUUGUUGCUGUGGUUGGUGCAGGGACAUUGAAAGUUGUCAGUGAUGUGGUAUCUGUUACUGUGACAACUGACCGAUCUAAAGUGAAUAUUAAUGAGACAUACACAACCACUUCGUUGAUCGUUGAAUGGGAAGCGCCUGAUCCAUUACCAUCAACAUAUAAACUUAGUGUGACUCCCCCGGAGGGAAAUCCAUCAUCACCGAUAAUGGUAGCCGCAACUGAGACAGCACUGGAGAUUAUCGAUUUGACUCCAGGACAAGAGUACACCAUUACUGUGUACGCAGUACAGAAUGACUCAACUGAGGAUGAAAUUGGUACAGCAGUACAAAGAAUAAAACCAACUGCACCAACUGGUCUGACUGCUGGUGAUACCACAUUUAGCACUAUCCACUUCACAUGGAACUUUUCUCCUGGAGAUGGGGAUUUAUUUGAUGGCUUUGAGAUUGAAUAUUCCCCAGUAGACGGUCAAAUACCAUCACCGUACUACCACGCCGAUUAUCUACCGUUUGAACUGACGUUGACUGGAUUGAAUCCUAACACAGCGUAUACAAUUAAUGUGUACACUGUCAGCGGGAUUGGUAGCAGACCGCAAAGAAGUAAUCCCACCGCUGCCACCUUUUCUACAAAUGAUGCACAGCCCGGUGAUAUCAUUAUCAAAGAAGUCUCAACCAACACCAUUAAAGCCAUGUGGAUUGCGUAUGGGGCAGCGCAGGGGUACAAUAUUAAGAUACAAGAGAGUGGAUCUGAUGAUGAGUUAGCCAGACAAUUUUAUGCCGCCAAUGAUGGCACUGAGCAUGUGUUUACUGGACUCACUGCUGGACAGUUGUACACUAUUACACUUGAGAUCUUAGGAUCUGAUAACAAUCCAAGUGUGGAAAUUAGAACAUACCCAGAGAGGCCUGGCAAUGUGUAUGUAGGAAGUCUGACUGCUACUUCUAUCAGUAUAGCUUGGGACCCCGCACCCAGUGGCAUAGUCCAUGGCUAUUCAGUCAUGUACUACCCCUCUGAAGGCAUACCAAUGCCCCCUAUAACUUACACAAAUGAUGAUGAUCUGAUCCUUCAUAUGACUAUGCUUAGACCUGAGACAACUUUCAAUAUUGUGAUCACAUCAUUUGCUGGUGCAGAGGAAGACCAACAGAUCAGUAUGCCAAGAUCUACAACACAGAGAACAGGCAUCCUAACGCCAUUAGAGAUAAUCAUCAGAAAGUAUACAACAAGUGAGAUAGACAUCAUGUGGGGAAGAAAGGAGAACGAUGAGAGCUCAAUAUACUUGAUAACACUCAACGACAACAAUGGUAAUGAGGAAACUACUGCCCAUUCACCCACAGAUCCUUUGGAGUUUUCAUUCACAUCACUUACUCCAGGUUCACUGUACAUCAUAGGAAUCUCUCUCACGAUUGACGGUGAUGUAACCACUGGCGAAAUAUCACAGAGAACAAAACCACUGGCACUGCUUAAUCUAACCGUGACUGACAUGUCCGUUUCUACUAUCGACUUAUCCUGGGAUGCACCGAGCACUGGUUUAUUUGACAACUUCGUAAUCUCAUACUCCCCUGUGGACGGCUUGGAUGCCUCACCUCUAACCCUUGCAUCAUAUGUUACUACUAUGGCGUUCACUGGACUGUCACCAAACCAGCAAUACACUUUUGAAUUGUUCGUUACGUCUGGUUCUGGUGACGAUAUGACACAGAGUGACUCUGUGACUGAGUCUGUCACAACUGAUUCUGCUAGUCCCGGUGAGAUCGUAGUGAAAGCUGUGAGCACCACAUCUAUAUAUGUCACGUGGGGCAGUGCAGAGGAUGGGACGGUUUUUUCAGGUUACUUGGUAAGAAUAGAACCUGAAGAUGCUGAGCUAAACGUGAUAUUCAAACUACCGAGUGAUGAACAAACUCAUCUGUUUGAUGGAUUGACGCCUGGACAGGAGUAUAAUAUAUACGUGCAAUUACAAGGUGUUAACGUUGAAGAAAGUUUAGCACAACGAACAGUCCCUUUACCACCAAAGAACAUAAUAGUGACCAGCACUGAAUCUACUAGCCUGUUGGUAAUAUGGGAACAGGCGAGUGGAGUUGUCCAAACGUAUGAAAUCUACUACGUACCAGAUGACGGUGAAGAAAUAUAUGCUGGAACAACCACUAAAGAUGAUAUUACCUUCACAGUAACAGGUUUGAAUCCUGGUUCACAGUACGAUGUCAGUGUUUAUAGUAAAGUAGGCACUGGGGAUUCAGCAUUAGUCAGUGAUGCAGUCGCUAGCUCUGGUACUACAGCUGAAGUGGAGUCCAACAAAGUGAUCAUUAAACAAUACAGUCUGGAUAAUAUUGAUAUCAUCUGGAACACUGACCUGAAUCCCAGUAGUACACCUGGACUAUUCCUGGUGUCUCUCUCACCAGAGGAUGGUGGUAGUUAUCCACAAGCUGUACAGGAACCAUCUAGUACUUAUGUGGAUUAUUCUUUCUUUGAAUUGAUGUCUGGUAGACUUUAUACAAUAACAGUAGAAGAGACAACUUCUGGUAAUAGUAUCACUGCUACACAGUAUACAAAACCUGCAACACCGGGUUAUGUGACUGUUACAAGUUACACAACUACAACUGUCACCAUCGAUUGGGAGGCAGCAUCAGGAGAUGCUGAUGGCUACCUGAUAUCUUACAUAGACUCUGCAGGUACAGAGACAUAUGUGGGCAUGCUAACACUACCAGCCGAUUCGUUAGAAUUCCAGGUAGACGGUUUGGAGCCUAGAACAGAAUACAUGUUUAAAGUAGUGACCUAUGCUGGUAGUGGUUCUAGUCGUGUUGUCAGUGAUCCAGUCACCAUCAUUAAUUCUACUGAGGAAGUGCCAGCUGAUACUAUCGUAAUUCAACAUUUUGAUACAAGCAAGAUUGAAAUCUUGUGGUCAGAAGUUGAAGAUCCAAUGGUGACCGGUUACUUAUUAUCAAUUGACCCAGCUGAUGGUGAUAAUCCUUCUGACAUUAGACCAACUUAUAUUGCUAAGGAUCCCACUAGGACCAGCAUCAACUAUAGUUUUCUGAACCUUGUUGCUGGCAGGAUGUAUAGUAUUAGGUUACAAAUAUCUGGACCUAAUACUGUAUUGGUAGAAGAACAACGAACAUUGCCAAAUCCUGUGGGUGCCUUCUUUGCUGGACAGGUUACCGCAACAACCAUCUCUGUUUUCUGGGAUAGUCAAAUAGGAGGAGAGUUUACAUCUUACAAAGUGACUUACAAUCCCCCAGAUGGCAGGACUGUGUCACCGACUAUCCUACCGGUAGAUGGUAAUGGUUUGGCUGGAAUCACACUGGAGGGACUCAGUCCAGACACUUCUUAUAUGAUCACUGUUGUCACUAUAUCUGGAGGAGGACUGGAUGCCACUACUAGCACUCCAAAGCAAUAUACACAGAAUACGGUUGCUGCUAACCCAGCGGAAGUUAUCAUCAAAACAGUGACAGAGACCACUAUCACAUUAACCUGGGGAGAGGUAACAGUUGGUAGUGUAGUCGGAUACCUGGUCCGCACUGACCCUGCUCCGACAGAUGGAUCCACAAAUCAGGUGUUUAAAUCAGUUGGUGAAGAUAGACUUGUUACGUUUACCAGUCUGUUUCCGGGUCAGCUGUAUACACUGACCAUUACAGUACAAGGUCAAUUUCUGGUCGAAACAGCUCAGCAGAGAACAAUUCCGAGCCGGCCCGGCACUGCAUUUGUCGCUUCUUACACUGCUGUGAGUAUAAACGUGACUUGGCAGGAAGCGCCAAAUGAACUUUCGUACUAUGAAAUAUCCUAUAUCACACCGAAUAAGGAGUCAGUACUGGCAGCCAUUGUACCCAAAGAUGACGAGCUCUUCUUCAACAUUGAAGGAUUGAAUCCAGAUUCACUUUACACAGUUUUGAUAGUUUCAGUGAGUGGUGAUGAUACAACUGCUGAACGCAGUGAAUCUCGUGUAAUUAUUCAAUCUACAGCUGCAAUACCUGAAGAUGAACUACUGAUCAAAGCAUACACAUCUAGUUUCAUUGAAGUCCUUUGGGCCGUGAGAACUGGGCCGGAAAUCAAUGGUUACCUGAUAAGCAUCGAUCCUGCAGAUGGUGGGAAUCCAUCACCCACAUCUCAGAAAUUCCAGGCUAAAGAAAUAUAUCGUUAUAAUUUCACUGGACUCAAUCCCGGUAGAGAAUACACCAUGAAAGUGGAAAUCAUGGGAACACAGAACGAAGUGACGACUACUCAAAGAACUGUUCCUGCAUCUCCUGGUGUUGUUGUGGAAAUAAGCAACACACCCACCUCAAUAACAUUUACAUGGGCACCUGCUAUUGGUGACAUUGAUAGCUAUAGAUUGACCUAUGCUUCUGCUGGUGGUGUUAUACAGACCUAUAUUACAACAGUGUCAACCAUUAACCUCGGGCAAUACACAGUACAAGAACUAGACCCUUCCACAGAAUAUGAUUUUUACGUAUACACCGUUAAACCAAAUGAUGUGUCCCAGAUUAUUGUCAAUGGAGCUUCAUCUGGACCAUCUUUUAUUACGUUUCUCAUGUUCGCUCCUAGUGGUAACUACAGUGCGUUUGAGGUCACUUACAACCCUCCGGAUGGUACCACUGUAUCCCCAAUCUUGCUGACUGUGGUGGACCCUGAUGUUGAUGAUUAUGAGAUUACGUUGAAUGGACUUACACCAAGUAGAGAGUAUGCCAUCACAGCUGUUACAUUGUCAGGAACUGGAGACAGCCAAACACAAAGUGACCCUUAUGUGUUAACGUACACCACAGAAUCUGCCGCACAAGCUGAAAUAAUCUUUAAAGAGGUGAACACCAACAGCAUCACCAUUAUUUGGGGUGCAGCCACCGAAGAUUUUCAACUUUAUUUGAUAUCGUACAGCCCGGCUGAUGGUGACCAGGGUGAAUACACACUCUUGACACGGUCUGCUGACAUGGACCUGGAAUUAUCUUAUACUGAUCUAACCCCAGGAAGACAGUAUACGUUUGAGGUAUCCAUCACAAAUAAUAAUGAAGAGGUUGCUAAGGAUACAAAACAGCAACGGACAACUAAUUACUAUUAUAAACCUAACUUUAGAGUUUCCUACUUUUGGUGA
This is a messenger RNA of Saccoglossus kowalevskii, 7269 nucleotides long. Its product is annotated as fibronectin-like. NCBI's taxonomy places the organism in Eukaryota, Metazoa, Hemichordata, Enteropneusta, Harrimaniidae. The record is from RefSeq and is a predicted model, not a curated record. Gene Ontology annotation, molecular function: protein binding.